Molecule: messenger RNA, 3222 nt
Organism: Chaetura pelagica (chimney swift)
Lineage: Eukaryota; Metazoa; Chordata; Aves; Apodiformes; Apodidae
Gene: IGSF9
Product: immunoglobulin superfamily, member 9
Exons: 21
Coding region: 1-3222 (1073 amino acids)
Biological process (GO): cell-cell adhesion
Molecular function (GO): protein binding
Source: RefSeq, a predicted model, not a curated record
AUGGUGGGGGGGGCCAUUCCCAGCCCCGAGAUGCUUCUGUCUGCCCCCUGCAUUAAAAGACUCUCCUGUGGCUUCUCUCCAGGCAGCGGCCAGACCGAGUCCCGGGCCGUGGUGGGGCGCGUCGGGGAGAGCACGGUGCUGGGCUGCGACCUCCUGGACGCUCACGAAGCUCGUACCCCCCUCUACGUGAUCGAGUGGGUCCGCUUCGGCUUCGUCCUCCCCAUCUUCAUCAAGUUCGGGCUCUACUCGCCACGAGUGGACCCGGAGUACGUCGGUCGCGUGCGGAUUGAGGAAGGCGCUUCGCUGCGGAUUGACCUCCUGCGCGCCGAGGACCAGGGCUGGUACGAGUGCCGUGUGCUCUUCCUCGACCGGCACAGCACCGAUGCUGACUUCCAGAACGGCACCUGGAUCCAUCUCACCGUCAACGCACCCCCCACCUUCCUGGAGACCCCCCCUGCAUUCAUAGAGGUGAGAGAUCGGGAGACACUGAGCCUUACCUGCACGGCUGUUGGCAACCCCCAGCCUGUUGUCAUCUGGAAGAGGAGUGACCUGGCUGUCCAGAGUGGGGACACAGUGCAGGUGGGGAAUGGGACACUGAGCAUUGCCGUCGUGGAGCGCGCCAGUGCGGGCACCUACACUUGCCAUGCUUCCAGCAAGGAGGGCACUAUCGCCCACACCACCCGUGUGCUCGUGCAGGGGCCACCUGUCAUUGUGGUGCCACCCCAGAAUGUCACAGUCAACAUCUCCCAAGAUGCCUUUCUGGCAUGCCAGGCUGAGGCAUACCCGGGAAACCUCACCUACACCUGGCUCCAGGGCAGCAGCAACGUCUUCCACCUCAGCCACCUCCGGGCUCGGGUCCGUGUCCUGGUGGAUGGGAGUCUCUUGCUCCAGCGAACAACCCCAGAUGACACUGGCAAAUACACCUGUAUCCCCAGCAACGGGCUGUGGAAGCCACCUUCUGCCUCAGCCUUUGUCACAGUGCUGUAUCCAGCACAGGUGACCACCAUGCUCCCAGAAACCCACCUGCCCAAGGGGAUGCAGGGUGUGAUCCGCUGCCCCACCAGGGCCAAUCCUCCUCUGCUUUCCGUCAGCUGGACACGGGAUGGGCGCCCACUGGAGCUGGACAAGCUCCCUGGCUGGUCUGUGAGACUGGACGGCUCCAUUGUUGUUGCGACGGGGAAUGACGAUGCACUGGGAGUGUACACCUGCACCCCGUACAACAGCUACGGCACCACUGGCGACUCUGCACCAUACCUGCCUGUCUUUCAGGACCCCCCCAGUUUCACUGUGCGCCCCAAGGAGGAAUACUUCCAAGAGGUGGGCCGGGAGCUAGUGGUCCCCUGUGCUGCCCACGGGGAUCCUCCCCCAACUGUCACCUGGCUGAAGGUGGGCAGCGUGGGGAAGACCGGCGCCCAGGUGGAUGCAAACAGCAGCCUUGUCUUCCGCCCGCUUGUCAAGGAGCAGCAUGGGGUCUGGGAGUGCACGGCCACCAACCAGGUGGCCAGUGUCAGCACUACCACCUCUGUCCAUGUCCUGGGUACCAGUCCUCAUGCUGUCACCAAUGUCUCUGUGCUCCCACUCCUGCUGGCAGCUAACAUCUCCUGGGAGCCAGGGUUUGAUGGGGGUUACUUCCAGAGGUUCAGCGUCUGGUACACACCACUGGUGAAGCAUCUGCCCCGGGCCCAUCAUGACUGGGUGUCACUCUCUGUGCCAGUGGGGGCUCAGCACCUCUUAGUGGAGAAUCUGCAGCCAGACAUGAGCUACCAGUUCAGUGUCCUGGCCCAGAACAAGUUGGGCAGUGGCCCCUUCAGCCAGAUCGUGACCUCUGUGCCCAGAGGCUUCCCAGUGACCACAGUGCCUCCAGAGCCACCAGCCAUGACCAUGCACGUCUUCCUGUCCCCGCCACAGGCUCUGACUGCCAACGAGACGGUGCGUGGGGUCCUGCUGCAGUGGGAGCCCCCAGCACAGCUCUCAGUGGCACUGAGCGGCUACGCACUGGAGCUGCGGCAGGACAAGGGCGGCUGGGAGGUGCUGGACCGCUCCAUCCCCAGCACCAAGACCCAGGUCCUGGUGCCAGGACUCAUCAAGGACGCCUUCUAUGAGUUCCGACUGGUGGCCUUUGCUGGCAGCUACAUCAGCGAUCCCAGCAACACGGUUAAUGUCUCCACAGCAGGCAUGGAGGUGUAUCCAUCUCGCACGCAGCUGCCAGAGCUCCUGCCACAGCCAGUGCUGGCUGGGGUCAUCGGGGGAAUCUGCUUCCUCAGUGUGGCCAUCAUCUUCAGCACCAUGGCUGCCUGCAUCAUGAACCGCCGGCGCGCUGCGCGUGUCCAGAAGCGGAGGCAAGAUCCACCACUCGUCUUCUCCCCCAGCAAGAAGCUUCCACCUCCACACACUUCUCGUGGCUCUAGUAGCCCAGACAGCACCAUGAAGCUGAAGCUGCAGCCAUCUCCCUACCAGAGCCUGCGCCGGACACUGCUGUGGGGCGAGAAGGCUGGCACCAGCCUGGGUCUCAGCAUUGCCGGGGCCGGUUCCCGGUACACCAUGUACGAGAGCCAUGUUGGGGAACACGUGCCCCUGGAGCGGAUCUGCCGUGGCCCAGAUGGGCGCUUCGUGGUGGAGACCAACGUGCAGCCCCAGGAGCAUGGCUUUGAGGCGCUGCCAUAUGCUGAGCUGGAGUCAGUCCCCCCGCAGGACACCCUGGGGCUGCAAUCUGAGCCCUACCUCCAGCUGCCCCCAGAGGAGGAGGAGCCCUUCUGGCGCAAGAGAGUCUCUCUGCGCCCCCAGCCCACAGGACAGGUCCGCCGGGGGGCCCGGGCUGGCUCCCGCCAGGGCCGCUACUUUGGCUAUGGCAGCAGCAGCCCCAAACUGCCCAGGGGCAGUUUGACCAGCCAGAGCAGCGGCCGGGGCAGUGCCUCACUCUUGCGUCCCCCCUCGCUGGCACCAUCUCUGGGGGGCACCUUCCUGGGCACCCCCUUUGGGGAUGGGAGCAGCUGGCACAGCGGAGGCUCAGUAGCAGAGGAUGGCAGGGCGAGAACGGAUCCAGCCCUUGGUGGUGGUGAAAAGAGGAGGAACACCUCAGUGGACGAGAACUACGAGUGGGAUGCAGAGUUCGCCCUGGAGUCGGACAUCCUCGAGGCGCUGCAGCUCUACCGCAGUGGGGCCCCGGCACGGCCCAUCUCCACCAUCGCCCUGCGUGACCUGGAGCGGCAGACUGAGUUCUGA